CUCCCAGCGACCUCUGCGAGCUUGCAUCACAAGAUUCAGGAAGUAGCACAUCAGAAGCAACCUCAAGCAAAGCGAUGAGUGUCCAAAUCAAAGUCGAGUACUGUGGCGGAUGAGGCUACGAGCCCCGCUAUCAGGAGCUCAAGCGGGUGGUCUUGCAAGAGUUUCCUGAAGCGGAUGUUUCUGGCUUCGUUGGGAGGCAAGGAAGCUUUGAAAUUGAGAUCAAUGACAAGGUGAUCUUCUCUAAACUGGAAACCAGUGGAUUUCCAUAUGAAGAAGAUGUGAUGGAUGCCAUCGACAAGGCCAGUAAAGGCGUCGUCGUGGAGAAGAUCACCAAGAGCCGGCCGCCGUGUGUCAUCUUGUAGCGGCGCCGUGCCCUCUGACCCCUGACCUAUGACCCCGUGAUUUAGGGAUGCAUCCCUCCAUGCACUCACUCAUAGACAUAUAGAUUUAUAUACUGUACGUGUAUGCUGUAUAGAAAUGCAGUGUAUGCUAUACAUAUCUAGACAUGGCUAUUUCUACAUGCACACACAGCCCACAUACCUACUGGAAAAUAAGGCGUAGCUUAAACACUGCCACAAUUACACCUCCCUUUAUGAUCCUUGUGCACCCCAGUGCUUGACAGAGCAAUGGUUGGGUUUGCUGGAGGGAUGCAUUCCUUGUGAGGUCUUCAGGUGAGUCCUCCUUCCUGUCUGUCCCUGUAAGGUGGGGUUGUGGAGAUUAAUGAUUACCGUGGCUUAAAAUGUCAAAGGCUGCAGUAUGAGGAGACCUCUCCAUACUCACCCAACACAGAGACAGAGUGACAGAGGAGACUUGAAACAGUGGGGCAGGAGUCAUGAGCUUUUUUUUUUUUUUUUUUUUUUUCAAAAACCACUUUGCCUAGCCCAAGUAUGCCAUUUUGUUCAUUUUGUUAACAUCAUGUGAUCAGAAUUAGUCUUUCAUGAAGUAAGAAACACGCUGCUGUUGGAUAGGGUUGUUUUAAUGUCAAAUGUCUGUCAAGGGAUUAUUACGCCAUUGUUUUGCUUUAAUAUUUUUUCUUCUUUUAAGUGCAAAAAAAACCAGCCACGCACAACUUGCAAAUUUCUAAUAACACCAAUGUCAUGCAAAGAAUAAACCUGUUGGUUUGCACAAAGUGCUUGCAGAACUGUCUUAUCUUCAUAUAGGUUUCUAUUUGUCUUUUUCUAACAUCUAAAUGUGAUCUAUUCAAAUAUUUCUGAUCGAACUCACUUGUGUUUACUGUUUUGUUAUGGUACUUGUAGCAUGAUUAUCACAAACACUGGUAUGUGUGUGAUUUAAUUGUAGCGGUCCUGUAUGAACCUUGAUUGUAGUUGCAAUAUAAUGUUGAUUGAGAGGAUGAUUAUCUGUCAUGGUAUUUUUUUCUUAUUUCUGGGCUUACAGACAAGUGUUUAGAUUUUAGUCCCCUGCGAUUACAAUUAACUUGGUUAUAGGUUUUCCCAUGUGUCCUCUUAGGACAACCUAACUGGAGAAAGCAGUUUUAAACCUACAUACAUGUUUAAUGCAUCUUACAGACUAAAUUCAAUCAGCAGUUGCCACAGUGCUGUUAUAAAGGUUUCAUUACUGAUCUGUGACGUGUGAUUGCCAUCAGUCAUUGGCCAAUCAUCAGACAGGUUUGAGAAACCUUUGUGGAAGGCCCAAAAAGAUUAAAAGGAUAUAACGAAUUGCAUUUAAAUUGUGGUAUAGCAAAAACGUAUUGCUUUUCUGUUGCUUUCGGAUGUACUGUAUCAUAACCAAGGCAAUAUGAAGGUCAAAUUACACUACGCAUUCUGCUCAGGGAUUUUCUCCAAAUGUUGCAAAAAUGAUACUGUAUAUUAAAACCAUUCAUUGAA
Engraulis encrasicolus (European anchovy) is the source of this 1844-nucleotide messenger RNA. RefSeq names its product migration and invasion enhancer 1-like. The transcript is spliced from 4 exons. Gene Ontology annotation, cellular component: cytosol. Lineage: Eukaryota; Metazoa; Chordata; Actinopteri; Clupeiformes; Engraulidae. The record is from RefSeq and is a predicted model, not a curated record. Gene Ontology annotation, biological process: positive regulation of filopodium assembly; negative regulation of apoptotic process.